Molecule: messenger RNA, 314 nt
Organism: Darwinula stevensoni
Lineage: Eukaryota; Metazoa; Arthropoda; Ostracoda; Podocopida; Darwinulidae
Source: the annotation of a GenBank genome assembly
AUGAGAACUAGUGAGGAGGUACCCCAGUUUGAGGGAAAGGAGACGGAGAGGAUCCUUCAAAUCCUCACACAGAAGGGCGUAAAGUGGAUGUACAAGAAUUUCCCUCCAGCGCCCCUAGACAUAAAGAAGAUUGUGAAGGGGUCUUCCGGAGUAUUAGAGUCCAUAUCUAUUUCCCUCACAGGAUCCCUUCUCCUCCUCCCUCUCCUUCAGGUUUGUCAUUAUCCUGCAUUUUAAAUCAGAGUGGGGUAACCCGAAGGCAUACCGAAUGAAGGUUAAGCACAUAACACUUGCAGAGAAAGCAUUCACUAUCGGAG